This is a messenger RNA of Oncorhynchus gorbuscha (pink salmon), 750 nucleotides long. RefSeq names its product capping protein inhibiting regulator of actin dynamics-like. The record is from RefSeq and is a predicted model, not a curated record. Lineage: Eukaryota; Metazoa; Chordata; Actinopteri; Salmoniformes; Salmonidae. The coding region runs from base 252 to 704 and encodes 150 amino acids. The transcript is spliced from 3 exons.
CUCCCUGGGUAGCGUACAGGUGAACGGUGCCCCCCUGGAGGAACUGACCCCCUCCACAUGGAUGGAGGCUGACGCCACAGACUCACCCCACACAGGGUUCACUCACCCUGGAGUAGACCACAGCAAGAAGGACCCUGGAGCUGGUCCAGGGACCCCCAGCCAGCCUGGAGGGACAGCCAAGCACAUCCCACAGAUCGACCGUACCAAGAAGCCAUCAGUCAGAGUCUCAGACGGGUCUAAACCCCCCCUGGAUGCCCUCCCCAGGGACCUGCCCCCCCUCCUCCCAGAAUGGCCCGUCUGUACCCCAACCCAACCGCUCAGUCAAACCGGCCUUUGACCCGGCGGUGCCGCUGACGGACGAGGAACGAGGUCAGAUCCACACAGAGACGGCGGCUCUGAUGGAGAAGGCCCGGAGAGAGCAGGAACAACGCAAACAGGAACGCCACACCGAGGAGGAGUGGAGAGAGAGGGAACGCCGGGAGAAGGAAAAUGAGGAGAUGGAGAGGAGGAAAGAGGAAGAGAACAGGACUCAGGAGAGGAAGAGGUUGGAGAGACACAAGGCAGAGGAGGAGAAGGAGAACGGGGUUAGGGAAGAGCGAGAGAAGAGGGGGAAGGAGCAGAGGGAGGAUACACCGACCAAUGGUGAUUCUCUGGACUCGCCGGCUCCCAACCGUAUCGUCACGGAGAUUAAGCGGGAGCUCUAACCAGAGCCAGAAGUGAAGAGAUGGGGAGGAGUGUACCAGGUCUGCC